Messenger RNA from Lentinula edodes (shiitake mushroom), 3002 nucleotides. RefSeq lists its product as uncharacterized. The coding region runs from base 88 to 2718 and encodes 876 amino acids. Lineage: Eukaryota; Fungi; Basidiomycota; Agaricomycetes; Agaricales; Omphalotaceae. Gene Ontology annotation, molecular function: ATP binding; protein serine/threonine kinase activity. Gene Ontology annotation, biological process: protein phosphorylation; intracellular signal transduction. The transcript is spliced from 2 exons. The record is from RefSeq and is a predicted model, not a curated record.
UUCCCAUCUUGAUAACUGGUUAACAAUAAUUUACGAAAUCUCCAGAAUUUGCCAGUAUCUCCGCAGGAUGAGCUGCUCUUACCACCGAUGUCGCCAACACUACAAGACUCGACACCGGCCCCAACGUCUCGUUUCCGAUUUCGCUCGCGGAAAAGUUCACAAUUUGGCACUGCACCGGUCACGCCAGCAGAAGAAAUAUCACAAUCGUCAAAACAACACCAUACCGGUCCUCUCCAUGACUUGAAGCGCUUUCUGCAUCACCAUAUACCUCAUUCUCCUCAUCACAGCUCCCACAGCACCAACCGUGCUUCCGCUGCUGCCACUCCUCACCAACCGCCAUCUCCAGAUCCGUUCAAAGAGAAAGGCAAAUUGUCGACUAUGAUGCGCCGUGACAAGCCCAACGGAAAGGACCGUAUUCCUUCUCCCUCUGAAUCUCAUUCUCCGACUUCAGCCUCGGCCUCGGACUCCGAGUUCAAUAAGCCUCGUUCUCCUGCCCAUCCCGCUGGUUAUAAUGCAAGUCACCAUCCUCAAAUAUCAUCGCAUGCAAUACACUCUCUACAGGAUGCUACUCAUGCUCAUAUCCAUAAGAAAUACGGGAAAUGGGGCAGGGUCCUUGGCUCCGGCGCAGGGGGCACUGUUCGUCUCAUAAAGGCCUCACAUAAAAACGGCGGUACCAUCUUCGCUGUAAAGGAGUUUCGUCCCAAGCGGAAUGGUGAAAGUGAGAAGGAAUAUCAGAAGAAAGUCACUGCAGAGUUUUGUGUCGGAAGCACACUCAAACAUGCGAAUAUCAUCGAGACUGUGGAUAUUAUUAGUGAGAACGGGCACUAUUACGAGAUAAUGGAAUAUGCUCCAUAUGAUUUGUUCUCCGUCGUCAUGUCGGGCAAGAUGUGUCGGCCAGAGAUUUAUUGUGUCUUUCGUCAAAUUUGCGAGGGUGUUGAAUACUUGCACUCUCUAGGUCUUGCACAUCGAGAUCUUAAACUCGAUAACUGUGUCAUGACCACUGACAAUGUUGUAAAGCUCAUUGAUUUCGGUACUGCUACUGUUUUUCACUAUCCGGGGAAGACGACGCAUACCAAGGCCAAGGGAGUCGUUGGUUCAGAUCCUUAUCUUGCUCCUGAAGUUCUUGCAGACGAAGAAUACGAUCCCAGAAAAACUGACGUAUGGAGUGUCGCGGUCAUCUUUCUCUGCAUGGUGUUGCGGAGAUUUCCUUGGAAAUCCCCCGAUGUGAAGAACGAUGCGAGUUUCCGCGCAUUUGUCAAUGCCCACCCCGACCUCAGUGUGCCUAAAACCACCAAACCAAAAGCGUUGACGUCCACUUCGCAAGUGGAACUAGGGCUCGGGCAGACCAUCAAGAAACCGCCAAUACCUAUUCGUCAUUCAACUAUGCCUUCAGAAAUGAAAAUCGCUGCUGCAAGCCCCAGGAAAGAUCUAUUGAAUUCAAUAGAAGUGGACCAAAAUUUGGCAUCACCCACCGCUUCAUCUUAUCGUGUCCCUUCCCCUUCGUCCAGCUCCUUUUCAUCAGAUUACGAUGACGACGACGAAUCAGAGCGUUCUGAUUCUCAACUUUCUCAUACGCCCUCUGUAGUGUCCAAGCAACGCAACUCUGAACGACAGUUUGCCCUUGCUACUUCACCUCGCAUUUCACGCAGUACAGCAACCCUUCCUGCGUUUGUUCUCGGAGCAAUACAGAAUGAUCUGUACAAUGAACUGUCUAUCGCUGGUGAAGUCGAUAUGGAUCCAUCCGUUCGCAGGUUCGGUCGGCCAGGAAAUUCGACGGAAAGUUUGCCAGUCAGUGCUAGUCGGACAUUUGGUAUAACUAAUGGUAUAUUCAACGGGGGAAUCAACACCGCACCUGCUACUCCAGGCAGCACCGUCCCUCCUCCUGCUAGUCCCAUCGGUCUUCUUUCUGCCCCAUAUAUGAGUGAGGAUGAACUACCUACGCCAAAAGUUGCGAAUGGUAUCAUCCCGCUUCCUCCAGCUUCUGCUCUUAGCUCAAGAACAGUGCGAGCCAGGAGUGCAACACUCAAUAGCAUUGGAGGUCCUGAGCUGCUUGCAAGCAUGAUGGAGGAUCAUUCUGUCUCCAAUGGCAUACCCACAACCUCGCCCAUGGCCUCUGCACCUAUCAAUUCUCCCACCUCCGAUAUGAUUCCGAAUAUCACGAUCUCUGAAAGGGAGCCUGAAACUCCCAAAGAACUUCCUGCGCCUGAGCAGACAACCAGAAGGCGUCAACGCAGCGAUAGCGUGACCACUUUCCAUGGUGGGGGCGCAGAGUCAAUAUUUCGCCUUCUACCGCGAGAGACGCGGCCUGCGUUAAGGAGGAUGCUUCAUGUAGAACCUGGUGCACGAUGUACCUUGACCGAUCUGCUUAAAGGUCGGGGGAAACACGGCAAUCUUCUUUGCGGGUGUCAAGCAGGCUUUCCGCAUCUGAACAUUGACGGCAGUAUUUCGACUUUGACUGGUACCACAAUUGGAGGUGGCAAAGAACCUGGUCUCAAUGGCAGUGUCAAUGGAGACAGCGGCACCAAUUCAAGCACAUCCACGCUCAGCACGGUACACCAACCUUAUUGCGUCGAUCAUGAUUGCGAGCCAGAAGAAGAGGAUAACGGUGAUCCAUGGUUGACGAGUAUCAUUCCAUGUUCGACAUUGGGCGUCAAGCCGGAUCAUGUUCACAUUAAGGUGGCGAUAGAUGAGAAAGCAGGGAAAAGAAAACUUUUUUAAUGGGGCAGUCACCGGUGACCCCAAACCGACAUCUGGGUAUCAGCCUGACCCCCCGUCUUUCUUAUCCACCAUAACAUCCCACACCUAUCUCACGACUGUUUCUUCAUUUUCGUUCCAGAACCCUUUUUCAUUCUAUCCCUUUGUUCUUUGUUUAAUAUACGUCGUUUUUGCGGUGUUUAGGCCUACAUACCUCCUAUCGAUCAUCUCAUUAUCCACUGCUUCCUUUCUUCAUUGCGGCACCAUCUCACGGUCGUUGUUUGGCUUGCAUUACACCGCAGUUCUGC